This is a messenger RNA of Saccostrea echinata, 1468 nucleotides long. RefSeq names its product G-protein coupled receptor dmsr-1-like. The transcript has a single exon. The coding region runs from base 21 to 1169 and encodes 382 amino acids. Lineage: Eukaryota; Metazoa; Mollusca; Bivalvia; Ostreida; Ostreidae. Gene Ontology annotation, biological process: G protein-coupled receptor signaling pathway. Gene Ontology annotation, molecular function: G protein-coupled peptide receptor activity. The record is from RefSeq and is a predicted model, not a curated record. Gene Ontology annotation, cellular component: membrane.
UCUUCAGGGACGUAAAAAUCAUGGAGAAUAGUUCGCUCUUUGAACAUAUGCCUGAACCAGUCAUGGGCUAUCGUCUGAUACACGGUUACGUCAGUGGGACCAUCUGCUUUAUUGGUAUAAUUUUGAAUAUUCUUAACGGAUUUGUUUGGUCGAGAAAAAACAUGAGGACCUCCACCAACCUUUUGCUGACAGUUCUAGCUUUUACAGAUGGUAUGUCAUUAUUUCUCUACCUUGUGUAUGUGACAUAUUUUUUCACUGCCACUGGACCGAGUGAAUUGAUUUAUCAUUCCGAAGGAUGGAUGUACAUCGUUGUUAUAUGCUUUCACGAGUUCAUCGCUUUUCACACAGUCUCAAACUGGUUGACUAUAUCAUUGGCCAUCUUUCGAUACUUAAAAGUCUGUCAACCCAACAUCGCCAAAAAGCACUGCAAUCGUGCCAGAGCCAAGUUGACUGUUCUGAUAGUUUUCAUUGUAACAACAUUGGCCACAAUACCAUUCUACUUAUAUUACGAGGUGUACGAUUCUUCGGAAGAUAACACAAAUCUUACCGGAUAUUGGAUACGAAAAACAACGUUUGCCAGAAACCAUGUGGAUUAUCAGACAGUACUACUCUGGCUGUAUGGUGUGAUAUUUAAAGUAGUACCGAGUAUGGCCAUGAUUGUUCUUAGUGCCUUACUGAUUAAAGAGCUCCGUGCUGCAAUGAAACGGAAAGACCAGCUAAGGAGUCCCAGCCAGAAAGACCAAGCUAACAUAACCACAGGAUACACAAGAACAUCGAUCAUGCUCGUGGUUAUUGUCUUGAUUUAUAUUUUGAUGGAAUUACCUGUUGGAAUAAUGGCGUUUCUUUCCGGAAUCGAGGGAGGCGAAAGCCAUUUCUUUUAUUUUCUUUUAUAUUCCCACGUAGGCGACAUUAUUGAUAUGACAGUCCUUGUCAAUGCAACAUUGAAUUUUUUUGUCUAUUUCUGUAUAAGCAGACAGUAUCGCUCAGUGUUGAAGGCUCUUAUUCUUAAAAAGGUGGCCAAAAUUUACGAGAUUAGUGACCAUCAUGGCGAGCAUACAGCGUCAUCACACGAUAACACCAACAAUAUGGAGCUCUCCACUUCCGCUGCCGAGAGCUCUCAUCCAAAAUUACGAAUAUGGGUUUCCAUCAAAAGAAGCUUCCGAAGGUGAUGAGACAUUACAUCCUGGAUGAGAGGGGUCAGUUACUCUCAACAUUUUAUCGUUAUUAACGAGGCAAUAUUAAGAAAGAUUAGAACAUUUUUUUUACGAAAAAAGUUUAAACAUAAGGGUGUAAGUCAUUCAUGCAAGGAGAAUCAAUGUCGAUAAAAUAUUUGUUUUAGAAUAUUUUUUGUACAUUAUAUGUUGUAAUACUUCAUAUAGCCAAUGCCCAUAAAGGUAUAAUUAUCAACAUUGAUGCUUUUGUUAUACAAAUGAUCAUGUUAAAUAUAAUUAAAAAAACAAGCAGUGUU